Aspergillus thermomutatus is the source of this 729-nucleotide messenger RNA. RefSeq names its product DUF3433 domain-containing protein. The transcript has a single exon. Lineage: Eukaryota; Fungi; Ascomycota; Eurotiomycetes; Eurotiales; Aspergillaceae. Bases 1 to 729 code for a protein of 242 amino acids. The record is from RefSeq and is a predicted model, not a curated record.
AUGGCUAUCUCCCUCCCCUUCAUCCCAGCAAUCGCCUACACCCCCCUCAAAACCGUCGCCCGCUCUACCCCCUGGCUCCCCAUCCUCCUGGCAACAACCAUCAAGCAGCUCUGGUCCACCCUCGAAUUCGGCCUCAAAAUGCUGCAGCCCUUCCACACCCUCGCGCACGGCCGCGCCCGCCCAGACCAGACCCUCACGCUCGACUACCAGGGCACACCCUACGGCGUGCUAGUCCUGCAAGCCCUCCUGAACAAACACUACCUCGUCGCGCUGGUCGGCACGGGCUCCAUCCUCGCGGAUAUCCUAACGGUAACGCUCUCCUCGCUCUCGCUCAACGCCCGCUCCGAGACCCCGCGCUCGGUCCUCUCCUCGCUCAUCCUCUCCAUCGCCAUCGUUGCCGUCCUCAUCGUCUCAGCGCUGCUGGUGUUCGUCCGUUACCGGAGACCGUUUAUGCCCCGCCAGCCGAACACCAUUGCCUCGAUCCUGGCGUUCGUGCACCAGUCGCGGAUGCUAGAUGAUUUCGUGGGGACGGAACGGUUCAGCAAUGCCGAGAUGGCGGAGAUGCUGGUGAGCCGGAACAAGAGGUAUGGGCUUGGUUGGUUCAAGGGGCGGGAUGAACGGCCGCAUUGUGCGAUCGAUGAGGAGCCCAUGUUGAGUCGGUAUGUGCAUGGGGUCAGUUAUCUGAGGGCGAGGGCGCCGUGGGAGGAGGAUGUGGGGUUUUACUUUUAG